AUGGAUCAUUCCCAGUGCCUUGUGACUAUAUACGCCUUGGUGGUUCUGCUGGGUCUCCGGCUAGAGCAGGGCGCCUGCCAGCACUAUCUGCACAUCCGACCGGCUCCCAGCGACAACUUGCCCUUGGUGGAUCUAAUCGAGCACCCGGACCCUAUCUUUGACCCCAAGGAGAAGGAUCUUAACGAGACCUUGCUAAGGAACCUCAUGGGCGGACACUUCGACCCCAACUUUAUGGCUGUUUCUUUGCCCGAGGACCGGCUCGGAGUGGACGAUCUAGCUGAGCUGGACUUGCUGCUCAGGCAGAGACCCUCGGGAGCGAUGCCCAGCGAAAUCAAAGGGCUGGAGUUCUACGACGGGCUGCAGCCGGGCAAGAAGCACAGGCUGAGCAAGAAGCUGCGCAGGAAGCUGCAGAUGUGGCUUUGGUCCCAGACCUUCUGCCCGGUCCUAUACACGUGGAACGAUCUCGGCAGCCGCUUUUGGCCCCGGUAUGUCAAAGUGGGCAGCUGCUACAGUAAAAGGUCUUGUUCAGUCCCCGAAGGCAUGGUUUGCAAACCUGCCAAGUCCGUGCAUUUAACGAUCCUGAGGUGGAGGUGCCAGCGCCGGGGCGGGCAGAGAUGCACAUGGAUACCCAUCCAGUACCCCAUCAUUUCGGAGUGUAAGUGCUCUUGCUAGGGCUGGCACUUCCCUUCGCGCCCCUUCUCCAGCGGACUCACGUGGACCUUUGCUGCAACAGAAAUAAAAGACAUUUGCUUUCUGGUUAACGUUGUAAUGCACUGUAACGUGUAGGAGAAUGUAUAUUGUGUGUGUAUAUAUGGCACCGGUUUAAUAUACUAUUAAAAGGUCAGUAUUAUACGUGAAAUAAUCAGCGUCUACUGUA
Molecule: messenger RNA, 877 nt
Organism: Agelaius phoeniceus (red-winged blackbird)
Lineage: Eukaryota; Metazoa; Chordata; Aves; Passeriformes; Icteridae
Gene: NOG
Product: noggin
Biological process (GO): dorsal/ventral pattern formation; osteoblast differentiation; negative regulation of cell differentiation
Source: RefSeq, a predicted model, not a curated record